Caenorhabditis elegans is the source of this 1464-nucleotide messenger RNA. It is a transcript of the gene hyl-1, whose product is annotated as Ceramide synthase hyl-1. The transcript is spliced from 8 exons. Gene Ontology annotation, molecular function: sphingosine N-acyltransferase activity. Bases 1 to 1107 code for a protein of 368 amino acids. The record is from RefSeq and is marked reviewed. NCBI's taxonomy places the organism in Eukaryota, Metazoa, Nematoda, Chromadorea, Rhabditida, Rhabditidae. Gene Ontology annotation, cellular component: membrane. Gene Ontology annotation, biological process: ceramide biosynthetic process; sphingolipid metabolic process.
AUGUGGCGGAUGUCAUAUUUCUGGCAUGAGCCUUACUGGCUUCCACGAAAUGUCACAUGGCCAGAGGUUCCAGCAAAAUUCGUGGAUCUUUUGGUCCCAAUAUAUUUGGCAAUUCCAUUGGUUAUUAUCAGAAUCCUUUGGGAAUCGACAAUCGGCGUGACUUAUCUCUACUUCAGAACAAAUGCAUAUGCUUCUCGGAAAAAUAUCACACUUCUCGGAUGUAUGUGGGAACACAUGACGGGCGGAUUUGCAAGUGUCUCCCGAGCCAAGAAGAUUCUCGAAUGUUUUUGGAGAUUCAGUUACUAUACAUUCGCUUUUCUCUACGGACUUUAUGUGAUGAAGAAUUCUUCAUGGCUGUACGAUGUGAAACAAUGCUGGAUUGGAUAUCCAUUCCAUCCUGUUCCAGACACAAUUUGGUGGUACUACAUGAUUGAAACCGGUUUCUACUAUUCACUUCUUAUCGGCUCCACAUUCGACGUCCGUAGAUCUGACUUUUGGCAACUAAUGGUUCAUCACGUAAUCACUAUAUUCCUUUUGUCAUCCAGUUGGACCAUUAAUUUUGUUAGAGUCGGAACCUUGAUUCUUCUCUCUCAUGAUGUUUCGGAUGUAUUCCUAGAGGGAGGAAAACUUGUUCGAUAUGAUGCUCACAACAAGAAUAUGACCAAUUUCAUGUUUGUACUAUUCUUCAGUUCAUGGGUUGCCACUCGUCUCAUCUAUUAUCCAUUCAUUGUUAUUCGCUCAGCAGUUACAGAAGCUGCUGCCCUUAUUCAGCCAGAUUACAUACUUUGGGAUUAUCAAUUGAGCCCACCAUAUGCACCUCGCCUCAUCGUUUUCGCUCUCAUUCUCCUUUUCUUCCUUCACAUUUUCUGGACUUUCAUUAUUCUUCGUAUUGCCUAUCGUACUUCAACCGGAGGGCAGGCUAAGGACGUCAGAUCAGAUUCUGAUUCGGAUUAUGAUGAGGAAGAAAUGGCGAGACGUGAAAGAACACGACUUCUUAAGAAGAAAAAGAAUAAGGUAUCUCCGAGCACCGACGACGAUGAUGACGAAGGAGAAGAAGAGAAAAAUGACAGAAAAGCUCGCCAUCGCAGAGCUCCUCGCAAGGAGUAGGACUUACUAAAUUCCCCCAAAAACUGAAAUAUCAGUUUACCCAAAUAGAAAUGUAUUGCUUACUUGUUAGAUCUUUAAAGAAUUCCUCUUAUUACAUUUUCCCCUGAAAUAUUUGAAAACGGUUCAGAUUCACGAUUUUCAGCUAUCCAAUAGCAUUUCCCCCUUUUUUUACUGAAAAAUCACAUUUCCCAACUGGUGAUCUCUUUUCUUUUCUAAAUUUAUUAAUCCUAUUUAUUGUUGCUUUUUUUGUUUUCUCUGUAGAUUUUUUUGGUUUUAUUUUUUCUUUAAAAUUAAAUUCUAGACAAUAAUAAAUUACCAGGGAUCCUUCUAUAUUCCUCUUUGGCACCUAUUUCAUGC